This is a messenger RNA of Mycena citricolor, 12730 nucleotides long. The record is from the annotation of a GenBank genome assembly. NCBI's taxonomy places the organism in Eukaryota, Fungi, Basidiomycota, Agaricomycetes, Agaricales, Mycenaceae.
GAGUUGAAUGUGAUGUGUUUGAGUCGAUCCUUGUACUGCACGCCUGCUACUAGUAGUAGUAUCUUACUUGUUGGGUCAUUUCUACGAUCCCCGCCUCCUGUGGACCAUCAUGGACCAUCUUUUGUUUCGGAACUCGUUCCAGCACCGCUGACGUACUCACAGGAGUCGUCACUCUUGAACUAAGUCAAGUGACAUGGGCAUGGUCAGCACGGUUCGCAGUAACAUCGUCAUAGACGGAAAGUGCGAAGUGCAAACGGUGAUGGCUGCGUGUAGCGGGUACGCUGUGUUGUUGCUGCCGCCCCUGACAAGCGUACUGUGGGCCUGCGCGUAAGGGUUGGAUGACAUAUGCCGUCCAUUGUCUCUUAGGUUAGAAAGAUAGCGUGCGCAAUAAGCUUGGCCUGGCAUCCCGGUCAUGCACGAGUCGGUCAGCCCAUCGUGGUAGAGUCCAAUCCGUCUUAAGAAUGUCUAGUGACACCCGGCAUUCGACAGAAAAGUCCAAGCCAUUCCAAGUAAUCAUGCAAGAAUUGUGAAAAUAACAAUUUGAAUGCACCGAGAGAGAAAUAUGCCCCCCGAACCCAUCAACUUCCUCUAUUUCAUCGGCCGAGAUUGUGACGGAUCGCUUUCGGAGUUGACAACCUGAAGGCUUGGAGCUUGAACUUGAAUUUGAGCUGUGGAAGGGUAGUUGAAAUGGUGUGGAAAUAGAGUACUGAGUGAACCAAGGAUUCGAUCGCGUGUUUGCCCAUGCUUGCCCAUUCUCUGAACGGCCAACCGACGCCCACCACCCGACAAUUGUCUUUCUCCUUACCUUGAUAUCUUGUGAUGGCCCGCUUUCGCGUCCAGGACAGUGAAAGUGGCAGUGAUGAAGACAAUUUCUCGGAAGAAGAAAAAAAUCCGCAGGCCAUGCCCGCCGCGGCGCCAUCACCACCAGAGGAUGACUAUGACGACGACGACAGCGAGGGAGAAGACGAUUCGGAAGGCUCUUAUUCGUCGGAUCUCCAUGAAGAGGACUUGGUGACGCGACCUCGACCGCGAAAUGCUUUGGUGGAGGACGAGAACGGCGAGAUGCAGUACGCUGACGCUGACGCCAUGGACCCUGCACUAUGGCCUCAACGCGUCGGCGUCGAUUACCAGAAAAUGCACGUCAUGCAAGCUUCGCUAUUUCGUGCACCGGAGGAAGCUGCGGCGUUGAGAGCGUCUGAGAAAUCAAUGCACGCGCGUUUACAGUGCCGCUGACACUCAACCGGAAGCAUAGCCGUGACUCAGAGGGAGACAGUCUACGCGUUGACCCAAAGGAGCGAGCGUCUUUUGCGCAUGAUGUCGAAGCGGCUCCGUAUCGACCGACACGCAAGUAUGCGCGCGUCGAAAGCUCCAGGUCCGCUGUUUAUGGCAAUGAAUCCUCUGUCAUAGAUGCGGGGCUAGCUUUUGGCCGUUCCUUUCGCGUCGGGUGGGCAUUUGAUGGCUCUUUGAUACAUCCUGGAGUCAUUUGUGCUCCUUGGAGUUCUGUGAAGCCGAACGCCAAUUCCUCCGCACUUCUGAGAUCCCGGCCCACAACGUGCCAGUCCAGCAUCUCUGCUAAACUUCUCCAGCAUCAGCUCUCCAAUACCACCUUCGAUUUUGACGACGAACAAGUGCCGUUCGCUAUCCCUUCGUCCCAUGGAUUAUAUUUCGACUCCUUUGCCAGUCUGUUUGCCAGCUCCGAUCGAACAUUCGAAGCCUCGCUCUUCCGGUUGGGCUCGGCCCUGUUCGAUCCGUUGAUACUACGACUGGGAGAAUCCGUGACUCCUGAUGUCAGAAGCCGGGUAACAGCGCUGCGAAGGAAAACAGCGCUGUCUGCGUGGUUGCAAGAUGUCGUUCGGCCCACUGUGGAUGCGGACUUGCGAAAUGCUCCUAGUCUAGGACCCGCGGGAGUUGCUUUCGUUCAUCUGACGGGAAAUCAAGUGGAACAAGCCUGCGAUGUCGCGUUGGAUGGCGGGCUUCCGAAGCUCGCUACACUGAUUGCUCAAGCGGGCGGCGACUUUUCCUUCAGAGAAGAUCUGAGGGAGCAGCUCGAUCUUUGGCGGGAGCAACGAGUCGACCUUCACGUUGAAGAAAGUGUUCGCAAGAUAUACGCUUUGCUAGCGGGAUUGACGGACACCGUGGUCGAGGGAUCGAAGGGUGGAGGACAAGACAAGUGCGCAGAUGUGGAUAUCCUCACUGGGCUAGACUGGAAGCGCAUUUUUGGUUUGCACCUCUGGUAUUCGGAGCCGGUAGAUGCGACGAUAUCGCAAGUUUUCGCCGCCUACAGUGCGUUGGUCAAGGACUCAACACGAAAGGUCGCCAGCCCCAUUCCCCGAUACGAAGGAGUGAGCCGAUGGAAUGCGCCCUCUGUAUUCGAUCACGAUGCUUUUUUCUCUCUAAUCCGCGUCCAUGCCGAGCCCACCUGUUCUCUCUCCCAAGUGCUGACACCCCUUUCGUUUGGGCCCUCACCAGUCGACUUUUCGCUGACAUGGCACUUGUACAUCCUCCUCUCACGUUGCAUGCGAGUGAGGGACUUGUCUGAUCGAGGAGACCCGGGAAUCCGACCGGCAGACGAUGGUCCACUUGCUGAGGGACAUAGUCCUAGCGCGGAUUUGUUGUCAACCAGCUAUGCAUUCCAGCUAGAGCAGUUGGGGAUGAUCCAGGAAGCGUGCUUCGUAUUAUUGCACCUCGAGGGAUCUACUGAGAGGAAGAAGGCCAUUAAGGAAUUGCUGGCAAGAAACGCUGCCACUCUGGACGAAUGGAUGACUCGUGGGAUCGUCGGCAGUUUGCGAAUACCCAUGGCCUGGGUUCAAGAAGCCAAAGCUUUGCAUGCUUAUGACUGCGGUCAGAUCUUCGAAGCAUUCGACCUAUACUUGUCUGCGGGUCAAAACAACCAAGCCCACGAGAUCGCCGUCACAAAGCUUGCUCCUGAAGCUAUCAUACGUCAUGAUUUGACAUUGCUCACUGAGAUCUUCAGUCGCUUCAAUGGACGGGCUGUGGAUGGAUGGCAUGUCCGGGGCAAGAUUCUCCAGGACUAUGCCCAUGUACUCUCCAGACUCGGGAAACUCGAUGAAGAGCUGGACCAGGGACGAAUCAGGAUGAACGAGACCAGCUGGGUCGCACUGCGGCUCGGCUCAUCAGCAUCCUUCCUGAUGUGCUUAGGAACCGCUCAGACGCAGUCCACAAUGCUGCACUGGCCGAUAUGAUUGGCAGGCUAGUCAAAGUAGUCGACAGGACACGCUCGUCGAAUGCAACUGACAUCCAGCCGACACAUGUUGGGGAAUCUGUCAAACUACAACAUAUCCAAGCCACAGUCUAUGCCAGGUUUCUUAGCAGUAUCGAUAGCCCGUAACUGUUGAUUUGUUGUAUUGCUAUCCGUGUUAUCUAGUGGAGCGUGCUAUCAUGAUCAUCUUCCGCAGAGCAUCUAAUCUGGAGGUCGACACCGAGCUUCUGUUCUAUGACCAUGGCCCCCAUGACUUCUUAUCGUAUGACUGCGUCUGAAUUUCUUUCUUCGUCUUUGACCGUCGAGGAAUAUGCCCGGUCCCUCUUGGAAAGAGUCGCUGGCCGCGAUAAAGAUGUGGAAGCAUGGGCUUAUCUCAACGAGGAACACAUCCUGCUUCAGGCGCGAUCACUCGAUGCGGUCCCCCUCGACCGGCGUGGGCCGCUGCACGGCGUGCCAAUCGGCGUCAAAGACAUCAUGUAUACCAAAGACAUGCCCACCCAACACAACUCGCUUAUUUACGCUAAUGACGCGCCUGCCAUCGAUGCAUCGCUGAUCUCCGUGCUGCGUAACGCCGGUGCUCUCAUCUUUGGGAAAACAACGACCACCGAGUUUGCUUGUGUAACCACAGGCACCAAAACGAAGAACGCGCACGAUCCAGCACGGACUCCGGGUGGAAGCUCAUCUGGAUCGGGAGCCUCUGUGGGCGAUUAUCAGGUCCCAUUAGCAUUGGGAACGCAGACGAUUGGCAGCAUUAUACGCCCAGCAUCAUUCAACGGUGUCUUUGGCUUCAAGCCCACUUUCGGUGCCAUCUCCAGAGAGGGCGUCAAGUUCGGAUCUCUCAAUCUGGAUACCGUCGGCUUCUUCUCUCGAUCCGUGGCAGACCUCGAGCUCCUCGCUGACGUUUGCAAGAUCUCGGACGACGAAAGCCCUGCAUCCGAGUUCUUGCUUGCAGGAUCGAAAAUUGCCGUGUGUAAAUCCCCGGUAUGGACUGCUGCAGGUCCCGAUACCGUCAAGGCGCUCGCGCAGGGUGCCCAAUUGCUGCGAGAUCAAGGAGCCAUUGUCGAGGAACUGACAUUACCCGGAGAGUUUGACGAAGUGACGACCCUUCACCGUCGCAUUUUCCAGCGCGACGCCGGAGUGGCUUACAUGAAUGAGCCUAAAGAGAAAUUGGACCCACUCCUGGCUAGCUUUGUGGACGACAUUCCGCGUCUCACAAACAGAGAUUAUCUCCAGGCCUUGGACACGCUCGCACAGCUUCGACCCAAGCUCGAUGCGAUCACGAGCCAAUUCGAUGCGAUUUUGACGCCCUCGGCUGUCGGCGAAGCACCGGAAGGCCUGGCAACGACCGGAGACCCUAUCUUUUGUGGUUUGUGGACUGUCAUGCACGCUCCUGUGGUAAAUGUACCAGGCUUUUCCGGCGAAAAUGGGAUGCCCAUCGGCCUUUCCCUUGUGUCGGGACGGUUUCAGGACAGACGUUUGCUCAAGGUAGCUGCGCCCGUGGCCACAGCCUUCGCUCCUGGCAAUAGGCCCUUCCAGGGAUCGGCAGAUUCGCAACGUCCGAUAUCAUAGAGUAGCAGCUUCGCAACAGAGUCCGUGUUGCGGGGGUUGGCGGAAACCCAGAUUUGGUUCGCCUAUUAGUGUUAUCUAAGUAGUAAGUAGUCUUUGGAUGGAUGCGACGUUGCAUUGAUCGGGAGCGGCGUGAUUCCCCGUGAUUCUUGAACCUUACUUCACUCCCAUCCGUCUCUCAUGCCAGCACCAGAUGCAAAAACUCGCACGAAGAUCAGCCUGAGCCCUCGAAUCUUUUCCACUUCGAUUCCUACGAAACACGUCCCGCGCAUACUGUUGUCCGCCCUAUUCUACGCGACUUCUCUCCAUGCCGGCAAAGGCGCACUAGACUUUGAUGUUGGAGUCUUCUGGCUGGUCAUGAGGGUUUUGGCAUGCGCCGGGUUCGGUGCGUUGAUAUGGGAAGGCAGGACAGGGCAGUUAGCGAAGCGGAAAUCGAUUGAGUGGUCUGUGUUGGGGACAGCUUCCCUGCUAGUCUUCGUUCAGCAAGGCUGUUUGUUUACAGCGCUGUAUCGUCUUCCUUCUACCCGUGUGGUGUUAUUCACUCAUUUCUCAACGUCUUGGAUUCAAUCUCUCUGGAACUUCUCUGCGCCACGGAAAGUCAUGGCCAUCUUGUUGGCUUGGUUCAUAUGCAUCGUGUCCGAUACAGGCCUUUCGUCUGCCGCCUUGCUGCGAUUCCUUCCAGGAUACGGCGCAUUGUUCAUGUACUCCCUGGCCUCAGCGGCCCUGGAUCACACCAGUGGGAUCCUAGCGCCUUCUCUGGGGACAACGUUCACCAUCGCAGCGUCUGUCCUCGGUGCCUCCGUCUUCGCGUUGCCCUUUUAUGUGUUCCGAACGUUCAUACUUAACUUUCCCGAAACACCUGUGGUCCCCCUCGCUUCGUUGGCCGCGAUUCCAUUCAUAGCAUUCUCUUUGUUGCUCUAUGUCCCAAUCACCUCCAAGUCCCUAAGCAACUUCUCGCUCGCCCCUCAGCAUUUUACAUUGUCUUAUCCCAGCACUGUUAUGAUGACAGCGCUCUUGGGUUCGCUCGCAUUCUCGCAGUUUCCGACUUGGACAGAUGCGGCAGUCGCUGUCCUUCUCUUCUUGGGGAUGCAACCUGAGCCAGCCGACACAUUCCCCGCUCCGUCGCGCACGCCGACGUCAAGGCUGAUGCGCUCGUACUUCAAAACCAUUCUAUCGAAUCCAGAAUCCCGCAAGAUUUUCUAUUUCCUAGUCCUCAACAUGGCAUUCAUGCUCGUUCAAAUGCUGUACGGGGUGUGGACUAACAGCCUCGGACUUAUAUCGGAUGCGAUUCAUAUGGCCUUUGACUGCAUGGCCAUUGGUGUUGGUCUCUUCGCGUCGAUCAUGGCUAAAUGGGAACCGAACGAGCGCUUCACUUAUGGGUAUGGGCGAAUCGAGACACUCUCCGGCUUUGCCAACGGGAUUUUCUUGAUCCUGAUCUCGGUCUUCAUCAUCUUCGAGGCGGUCCAGCGAAUUUUAGAGCCACCAGAGAUGAACACAAGCCAGUUAUUGCUUGUGAGCUCUCUCGGACUAGCGGUCAAUCUCUUUGGAAUGUUUGCCAUGGGAGGACAUCACCAUGGGCACUCGCACUCUCAUGGGCAUGGGCAUUCUCAUGGUGAAAGCCACGGCUCUCACGACCAUCAGAUGUCUGCAAAGGACGGACAUGCGGGCGGGCACUCUCACGAAGACCACGGCCAUUCGCACGAUAAUCCGACGCACUCUCACACCGUCGGGCAUCCGUCAGACGGUCAUCAGCCCUCGCAUGUAGGGAACGGACACUCGCACGGACACUCGCAUGAGCAAGAGCACUCGCAUGAGAGCGGACAUUCGCAUGAGAGCGGACACUCGCACGAGCAAGCUCAUUCGCACUCGCACUCGCACGAUGCUCAAGAACACUCGCAUGAGCACUCGCAUGAGCACUCUCAUGCUAGUGGGAACGCUCAUCAGGCCCACUCCCAUUCACCGCCGACCUCUCCGACCUCGCCUCAUGUCCAUCCGCAUCUAUCGUCAAACGCCGAACAACACUCACAUCCGGACUCUCAUUCUGCUGUUGCAUCGCACGACCGCAAGCGUCAGUUCAGUGGCACCCCACUGCAUGUGCACUCGUCCAUGCCGAAUUCUCCCUUUGCAGCGGAGUCCGUGACGCCCAUCACCCCCAAAUACCGAUUCGGAGUCGAUGAGCAUUACCAAACUCAUCACGAAGACGAGCAUCGACCCAAUGUGCACAAUCCCGCCCCACCCAGCUCUCAUGAAGGUCAUAGCCACAACAUGCGUGGUGUGUUUUUGCACGUGAUGGCGGACACCUUGGGUUCCGUCGGAGUCAUUCUCUCUACACUGCUGAUCCAGUUCUACGGCUGGACUGGAUUUGAUCCGAUCGCGUCCUUGUUUAUCGCCGUGCUCAUCGCUGCCAGUGUUUUCCCAUUGGUCAUUGACACUGGGCGUGUUUUGUGCCUUGACAUCACCGACCGCCAAGCCACGAUAGACCAGGCUCUCUCUGAGAUUUUCCCAUAUCCUCUUGUCAUGGACGAAGUUGUUGAGACCUCAGACCCCGAAGAGUUAGAGCAGUUGGCCAUUCGGAAGAGAGCGCUUGGCCCGACUCGCUCUUUCUCCUCUUCUCCGUGCAAACGUCGCAAGCUUGCUCAUGUAUCCGCCGACGCAGCUCCCGCGCAGAGUUUUCUCCCUUCACCAAACGGACGGACUGGUGCUCCACGUACUUCUCCAUGCUCAUCCUCUACAAAGACACCGUUCGAUUCAUCGUCCCCCCCUGCAACACCACCAGACUCGGAUAUUAGUACCUUUGGUGUGGCCUGCCCAGAAGAGGAGGUCAUCAUGCCGACUUUUCCAACUGAAGUAAAUUCUACGACUCUGCGUGAUGGAAGCGAGAUGACACAGCCCAUGCCUCUUUCGAAGUCGGCCUUGAAUCCCAUGCCAGGGAUAGACCCGAAGGUAAUAGCCUUACAACGUUCCAGUCCAUCUCCCCCGAAUCCCCGACAAUCGGACGCACUCUCUUUUACACCUCGUAGAUUUGACUCACCGGACGAGCUCGAUCUCCUGUUGGCUGGCCCGAGUCAACGCAGCGGUCGAACGCCACCCGAUCCUCCGUCUCCGUUGACACCCUCCUCUUCCCCUGGCCGGUCGUCUCCGCCUAUCGUACCCCCGGAAUCCAAAUACCCUUUACGCCCCAGAAGGCCAAAUCAACUUGAGCCGUACACGCAUGACAGACUCGUAUACAGGCUUGCCAUGAAGACUCUUCCAGAAGCAAGGGUGAGAAUCAUGGAGCAGAGGGCCUACAGCGAAGAACUCUCUGGAAGCGAACAGGACUAUUUGGAGGGGCAACAGGAGGAGGAGAGUCAGGCCAUGACUGCCGAUGAACCUCAACCCGAGUCCCAGAAGGAAAACACGCCGAAGCAACUGCACUCGGUAAUGUUACCUCCUCUGCCGCCAGACGAUGACGAAGAAUCUUCAAUCCUCGAAAUGCGCAAAGAAGCUCGUCGACUUGACCGAGAGGCGAAGCGGAAGCAGAAACAGCAGAGAGCAAUGGACCGAGCGCAAAUUGAGAAGCAGAAUGCCAUGGAGAAGAAGAAAGAGACGGAUAGGGAGCGCCGUCCGAGCGAAACAAAUACGGUAUCUAGAAUUCCUGCUGGGGAAGCCAUUCGACCGAUGCCUAGUUCAUCUCGAUCAUUCACCAAAUCAUCUGAAGACAAUGCCCGAGACGCAUCUUCCCAGCGACGGCGACUGUUCCGCCGUUCCGAGUCUGUCCAAGAGUCUCGCAGCGAUACUGAAGACGAGGCUGACGACACGGCUCGCAUGAGUUCGCCCCCGCCUCCUUUCGACGGGAUCAAUAUGCAAUCGUCCGACGAUGCUCGAGAGGACGAACGCCGAGAUGCAAGUAGCCACCCACCAUCGGAACACUUCGCAGAUUCCGAUGCGGAGGUUGCCUUCGUUGAUAAUCUUCGCCGCCAAAGCUAUCCAUACGGCCCCGACUCGGGCUCCGACUCAGAUGCCAAUGAUACGUCGAAAGCUGAGCUGAAGUACCGACAACAGGAAAGGGCAUUGAAUAGGAUGAUUCCGGCUGUCCUGCGCCGAAAGUUGCUCAAGGAAGCUGAAGCAAAGGCCGCCGCCAAGGCUGCAAAGGCUGCUGAAGAGGAGGCGAAAAGGUUGCGGGCCGAGGAGCCGUUACUCCCAGGACAAUCGAGGGCUCGACGUGCGGAAAAUCCUGUCGAAAUCAGAGAUAUCAGAGGCGAUAGCGAGAGCGACGAUGACCUGAUCGACGACAAUGAUUCCGACGUGGGAUCGAUCCUCAAGCUCAGUCGCGAACCUUCUCCUUCAAAGGGCCGUUCGAGAAAACGUCUCAAGCAUCGGUCUAGGAAGCGCUCGCGCUCUGCUGUAGUUCUGGAUGAUGAUGACGGAGCGAUUUGGGACUCUGAAUACGACGACAUCGACAGCAGACACUUUUCCGACGAGAUUCUCGAUGAUCACCUUCGUGUCGGCGAUAUUUGCGACUCUGGCUUACAAGAGAGGGAUAUGAUUGAUUGGAUGCUCUCAAAUACAAGCCGUAUCGGUGGCCAACGGCAGCCGAAAGGACGUCGUAAUCGAGCUAAGCUGCACGUUACCACAAGAGCAGCCCGCAAACUAGGUCGGGGGCGUCAGACAUUGCUGGAUUUUGCAAGCCACGAGCGAAACGGGAUCCCUUCGACGACACAAUCUGUUCCUCAAGGGCAUUUGGGACUGGCAAAACGUCGUCGUGGAUCGCAGACCCGAUUGGUGCUUCAACGAAAGCCGGAAGACGAUCUUGACGUUGGCCCCCUUGUCGGGGAUUCGGACGCGUCCGCGAGGCGCCGAGAGCGGAGGCAGAGAAUCAAGGAACGCCGCGAACGUGAACGCUCCAACGGCAUUUUCGUGAUGAUUCGGGCGCCAGGCAGCAGAAUUGUAGGCCAGAUGAGCAAGACAAUCGGCCUCAACAGUGCCGAUCCACAAUUCCAGCGAGCACUCACCCCUGCUGCCAAUGUACAAUCAAUACGGUCUGACUCGCGUCGUCCUUCUCGCAAUACAUUUCGGCGCCAGGCACGAAGGCGGGAUGCUUUACUUCCCGCUCUGCGACCGGUCGCUCCCCGAAAUCGCCAUGUUGAAGAGGCAACUUCGAACAAUCACGGGAUCGAUUUGGAUCACGGACCGCGCCACGAGAUCCUGCACGCUCACGAGUCAGAUCACGAGAUCGUGGUCUACUCUGAUGACGACGCCAGGACAGUCGAGUUGGAUGGAGAACCGUUUUCUUUGGACUUCGGCAUUCGAGCUCUCGAUGAACGCUCCCGCUUUGGUCCAGAUACCUUCAUCGGCAGCGGAAGUCUAGCCAACUUGGUGCAUCGUGCGAAAACACAGCCCCCGCUGUCUUAUUCCGCACAAGGCAUUCACAUCAGUCCUGACCUGACACGACAAGAAUUUCUUCCCUUGUUGCGGAAAGUAUGCGAUGGGUUGUUUCAGGCUGCGACCACGGUGGCUGUCGACCUCGACUCCGAGGAAACGGAAUGGGCUCGACUGGCUCGAGGAACCUGUCAGUUGUUCUCAUUCCUGCUGUUGGAUGCCGAAGAAGACGUUUCCGGUUUCAGAUCUGCAGUGGAGAUAGAUGUUCUCCAUUUGGUCCAGCGAAUACGGGCCGAACCUCUGAGCACGGAAUCCAUCGAUGGGAUCUCGCUGACGACGUGCUGGUUCGCGGUCGAAUUAGCGCUGAGAGCUGGAUCUGUGAUCCCGUCCUCUGGCACAAGCUCUCUGCAAGAGGCUUGUUCUUGUCUCGCCGAGGCUCUGAUAAGCUUCGGGCUCGAAGACGGCUUUCGACCCCUCCUUAAUCACGACGUGAUACAGAGUUCAACGGUCGACGAUCGGGUGUUCGAGUGCUGGGUCAGUCUAUGGCAUGUGAUGCACACCUUUCGCCAAGGAGGUGGUGUGCAUCCGCUCUGGUCGAUGGUGCAGGAUGUGAUCGCUUCUCGCCACCUAGAGCGUUUGACCAGCUUGGACGGCAGCGAAUGCAUCUGGAGAUCCAUCUUCGGCUUGUCUGCGGUUUCGCAAUUCAACGAGCACGGGAUCUCCAAGUCGUUGGCCACUGAAACGCUGGUGCCGCGAACAUGUUGGGACAUCGUGCUGUUUGCGGUCAGACAUAUCACAUUGUUUCCCCCAAGUGAGGCGACGCCUGAGGCAGUUCUGUCUCAUCUCGAACGAUAUCUCAAUGUGAUCGUCGAGCGAUGUUGUCUGCUCUGGUCGGAGUGGGCUUGGACCCUGGAGAACUCGUGGCCUGUGCUGAUCGAUCUCGCUCAGAUCUUCUCGACUCGCAAAUGGUGCAACUUACGACACGAGGCUUCGGAGUAUCCUAGUUUUCUGCGGAUGGAUCAAUGGGAAGUGCUGAACCGACCACUCCAUGACGAGACGACGUUUGUGUUAUAUGCCAAGCUCGUCUAUCAGGCUGUGUCGGCCUUCCCUGAAGAAAUGAGGAAGGUCAUCUCGGCGGUUACGCCAACGUCGAGCUUGUCGUGGUCCCGGACCGACCCUCCCGAGAUACAGGACCUAUCGAUGUUAUACAACCGGAUCAGCUUCGUGGCGAUCGCCAUCUAUCUGAACCACCAGCAGUACAAGAAAUGGGUGGGGAUCGCCCGGCAGUUUGUCCAGUUCGAUGUGAAUGACUCAACAGUCCGCAUCGCCUGCAUCCGUGGUUUCAUGUACUUGACAAGUGUCCUUGUGCGUCUCAAGCAGCCGCUCGACGUUUGCGUCGACUGGCUCAAGGCAAUGGUCCGGACCGUCAUGAGGGAAUACACAGCGACCGGAGGCAACUCCCGUCCGACUCAUGUCCUAAUGCUGUGUCUCGCAAACACUGUCUACUUCAUCUAUUGUGCUUACCAGUAUCUCCCCAAGCAUGAAUCGAUCGAGAUCCGCUACCCAAAUCCACAUCUGUUGCUGGCGAUCGAACCUAUCCUCAACACCCCAAUCUUGAGGGACAGUAACAAUGCCUCGAACCACUUGUUGCCCCGGCUCGUGUUUAGCUUCCUCACCGCUCGAAAACUGUGCGCACCCGUCCCAGAGCGGCCACCACUGCCUGCGCAGCCGCAGUCGGCCGAGAGCCAGGAUGAAUACGGGGAGACCUGGAUUUGGGACUACGACAGAUCGUUGCACAAGCUUGUGAGAGAGCGCCUGCAAUGGCCCAUCUUCCGUCGACUCCAGCAAUACGUCAAUCAUCCUGAGACAAAAGACAGGCUUCUCACGGACGAUGACAUGCCUAGCAAUAUAUCGACGCUAACCACUUGCUAUCUUGGAUGUGCAGAUAUUGUUGCCCAGUUUGAGAGUCCUGACAAGGCAUGCCAAGACUUUGACCUGCUCCAGUCGACUGACAGCCAGCAGCCAUCAUGGAUGCAGCACCUGCCGAUUCUCAAAGACUGGGAAUGCUUGAAGUCCUUCGUCAGACGUCGGAUGAACUUUUUGUUCUACAGCACCAUCCUCGAUAUGCACCCGAUGUCCUAUCUGGACCUCAAGGACGCGAUGAUUGUCGUCCUCUUCGAGUCCCUUGCUUCUUGGCACACUACGAGCGAGGACAACUUCAUUUCUCUUUUGCUUUCGAUCGACGGUCGCUGUCAUCCUCUGUUUAUGAACGCAUAUUGCGGGGUAGCCGAGGACGGCUCCCGGAUGGCAGUCCUCACGGCGAGAAUGCCAUUCAUCGUCACAAUGCUCCAGAACCUGGAGAGUGUCGUGGACGAUGGCAUGCAUCAUCAAUUUGUUGGGUUCUUGAUCAGACUGUUCGCUGCGAUAGAAAACACAUUUGAAGAACUGGACUACUCGCCGCCAGAGAAGGAGCAGUAUCGGACAUGGGCAAAGGAGGUGUUCGCUCGAGCCAAGGAGCAUCCUCGCAUUGUGUCAGACGAGCGACUAGGUGUUCGUUGGUUCGGCUGGGCCGCACAAGAAUUGUAG